UGCAUGCAAAUCUGACGCGAGUGCUCGCAAACUCAUCAACUCUCUCUCUCUUUUUCACAUUCUCCCUCUCGCCGUCCAGAACCACUAAUUUUUAACUGAAUACAUCGGAAAGCGCGACCUACACGACCUAGUCCAUCUACCUCUGUCCAGUGUACCACCAUCCUGCAAAGUUGUCGAAGGUUUCAGUCAGAAUGUAUAGAUUUUAUCGACGCGGCAUGAUGCGUGAGGUUGGAAUUCUCCACAGGUAUGGAUGUGUCUAGCUGGUGAGUCUUUACUUGCACUUUGUUGUGUGCCAUGCUCAACGUGUCCGUUUUGCUCGCUACAACAAUCUCGCUUGUGUACAUAUACUCUAUUGGCGUUUGCUAUGCCGUGCCGCGCGCGCUGCUGCAAUGGCGGCAGGUCCCUUCUGCCACAACUCGACAAUCACAUCUUCGUGGAUACGCACACGCUUCCCUUUCUGCACAGGCGGGUGCGUGCAUCGGCACCUGCUCCGAUUUCCUUUGCCUGGACACGACCACCGCAGCUCGCAAUAGUCGUUCAUGCAAACAGCACAGCGAUCAUCUUUGGGGUUUCGUACGGUCAGCUCAGGGUUAUAUGGAUGAAAUCGUUCCAGAAGCACGGUCUGACGGAUUGGCAUUGUUGUCGACAUGGCGGGUACAGCCAUGGAGGACGGAAGAGGGGUGGGAGCACUCAGGGCACUCGAAGCGUGGUGGGAGCUCUCUUCAAUGAUUACUAGAGAUGAGCUGGGAGCAGGGAUUCCGUUGGGUUUGGAUGACACUUCGUCAAAGUCGAGCUCCGCAUUGUAUGUUGCAGGCGCUGGGAUGCCAGUAGAAGGAUUGAAGGAGUUCUUGUCGUAGAAACCUGUUCGUGCUCAGUGAUUCACAAAACAACCUUGUUCCUGUGCUCAUACCUCCGAUGGAUAGAUCGACUUCGCCGUCCCAGAUGUCCUCAUUGUUGUUCGGCGGGAAUGUGAUGGCCGCAGGGGCACCCAUUGGUUUAGUAUUCUUGAGCGCGUUGAGAAACUCUUUUCGCACGGCAAAAUUGCCUUCAAUCGCAAGUGUCGCAAGUUCCGAGGACCAAGCAAUGACGUGUUUGUGAUGAGCUUCGAGCUGAGAGGGAAUCUUGUAGUAGAGCCGUUGGUUGGAGUCCGUGGUUGCUCUAGAUUGCCCUGUAACCUGAUUAUUCCAGAACUUCGUGAACUCUUCGAAGUCCACAUUCCUCCAUCGCUCGUGAGAUGGAUACACGCGAUCACUGCCCUUUCGGAAGUCUCGAUCAUCAACAUGUCUCUUGAACAUG
Mycena citricolor is the source of this 1296-nucleotide messenger RNA. Lineage: Eukaryota; Fungi; Basidiomycota; Agaricomycetes; Agaricales; Mycenaceae. The record is from the annotation of a GenBank genome assembly.